UGGGCCGGGGCCGGGGGGGGAGCAGCCCCGGCCGCCGCCCCGCCCCGCCAUGCCGCAGCCGUAGGCAGCCCGCGGCCGCUCCCAGCCCUCGGCCUCCGCGGCCUCCGGGCGGCGCGGCGGCGGGCCCGGCCCGGCCCGGCCCUGCCCGAUGGGCAGCCUGCUGAGCGGGGUCAGCUUCAAGGAGCCCACCACGGUGGAGGACUGCGACUCCACCUGGGAGACCGACUCGGAGCCCGAGGCGGCGGAGCCCGGCGGGGAGCCGAGGCGGCAGGAGGGGGUGUGCACCGCCGCGGGAGGCGGGGAAGAGCCGGCCGAGCUGCCCGCCGCAGACUGCCGGCCUCCGGAGCCCCCGCCGCCCCCGUCCCCGCCGCCGGAGGAAGGCGAGCGGGCAGAGGCGGACGCCGCCGGCCCCGAGCAGAGUGGUGAUGGAACUGAGCUGACAGCCAAGCCAAAGAGAAGCUUCUAUGCAGCAAGGGAUUUAUACAAGUACCGACAUCAGUAUCCACAGAACUUUAAAGAUCUUCGAUAUCAAAAUGACUUGUGCAAUCUCCGCUUUUACAAAAAUAAAAUCCCAUUUAAACCUGAUGGGGUUUAUAUUGAAGAGGUCCUAAAUAAAUGGAAAGGAGACUAUGAAAAACUGGAGCAUAACCACACUUACAUACAGUGGCUUUUCCCACUGAGAGAACAAGGUCUGAACUUCUAUGCUAAAGAAUUAACUACAUAUGAAAUUGAGGAAUUCAAGAAAACAAAAGAAGCAAUUAGAAGAUUCCUUUUGGCAUACAAAAUGAUGUUGGAGUUUUUUGGAAUAAAACUAAUUGAUAAAACUGGAAACGUAGCACGAGCAGCAAACUGGCAAGAAAGAUUUCAACAUUUGAAUGAGUCUCAACACAACUACUUGAGAAUCACUCGAAUUCUGAAAAGUCUUGGUGAGCUUGGAUAUGAGAGUUUCAAAUCUCCCCUGGUAAAAUUUAUUCUCCAUGAAGCUCUUGUGGAAGAUACCAUUCCCAACAUUAAGCAAAGUGCUCUAGAAUAUUUUGUGUACACUAUUAGAGACCGAAGAGAAAGGAGGAAACUCCUGAGAUUUGCCCAGCAACAUUAUACACCCUCAGAGCAUUUUAUCUGGGGACCCCCAAGAAAACAGAAGUCAGAGGGAAGCAAAACAAAUAAAAAGCCAGCAUCUCCAAUUUCUAUUCACAAUAUUACAAAACACAAGAAACCAAAAGAGCCUAAGAAUACACUGGCAAGUGGAAGCUCAGUUGGUAAAACAACUGAAGAAAGAAAGGUAGAACUCACUAAAAACAGGGAAGAAAAUGACCAAGAUGAACAAGAAAUGAACUGUGAUGCUGUUAGGCAGAACAACAGUGAAAAGAACAGUGAUACUGACACCGGUCAGCUUUCAAAAUCAGAGGAAAUUCAUGAUACUUCAGACAGAAAGGUGGAUGCUUCUCAUUCCAAAAAAGAUGAUGAAAACCUGAACAAUGACUGUGGAAAUCACACAGGCACUAUAGAGAAGGAUUUAUGUGACACUGAAAAUUCUUCAAAUAACAUGUCAUCAGAUCUACAAGAUAACCCUGAUAAGGAUACACUUUUAGGGGGGACCACCACAAAAAACAAGGAUGAGCUCAAAUCAUGAGUCUGAGGUUAGAAGUCAUUAUGUUUCAUAUUGAAUUAAGCAAAUUAUUCAUUGCUCCUUCAUUUUGGGUGAAAUUUCCAUCUAGUGUAGAAUAAAAUGUUCAUGACACUAUGCUUAUUGCAAAUGCAUCAGAUUAGGCUUCUUUUAGGUUGAUUAGUUUUAUUUUUUUCAACCUCAGCUUAUCAGCAGUCAGCCAGGUGUGGCUUUCUAAAACAAUCGUGUAUAUUCAAAGCUAAGAAAUUCAUUAUCUUUCCCAGACAGAUUGCAUAGAAAAGCUUAUCUAUUUUUUUCCAUUAAAUUCAUCCAGUAUUUAGAAAAAAAAAAA
This is a messenger RNA of Falco peregrinus (peregrine falcon), 1958 nucleotides long. RefSeq names its product opioid growth factor receptor like 1 (gene OGFRL1). NCBI's taxonomy places the organism in Eukaryota, Metazoa, Chordata, Aves, Falconiformes, Falconidae. The transcript is spliced from 7 exons. Gene Ontology annotation, molecular function: opioid growth factor receptor activity. The coding region runs from base 149 to 1633 and encodes 494 amino acids. The record is from RefSeq and is a predicted model, not a curated record. Gene Ontology annotation, cellular component: membrane.